Messenger RNA from Cottoperca gobio, 1987 nucleotides. Its product is annotated as myoblast determination protein 1 homolog. The record is from RefSeq and is a predicted model, not a curated record. Gene Ontology annotation, biological process: regulation of transcription by RNA polymerase II; muscle organ development; skeletal muscle cell differentiation. Gene Ontology annotation, molecular function: DNA-binding transcription factor activity, RNA polymerase II-specific; RNA polymerase II cis-regulatory region sequence-specific DNA binding; protein dimerization activity. NCBI's taxonomy places the organism in Eukaryota, Metazoa, Chordata, Actinopteri, Perciformes, Bovichtidae. The transcript has 3 exons. Bases 216 to 1028 code for a protein of 270 amino acids.
GGCCCUUUAAAACACACAGAUCUCCUCAGCAGACAGUUUCUACUUUUUAAAUCAGCUGACUUUGACAGGACACAUUUGAGAGACACCUUUCUUUUUUUCUUCUAUUAUUUCCUUGUUUUAUAGAAGACACUUUGUGGAGACUUUCUCUUUCAUCGGAGGAACUUUGCAGGGAACCUUUCCUUCUCUUCUUGUAGCUCUGAGCGAAUCUUCUGCAGAUGGAUCUGUCCGACCUUCCCUUCCCUCUCUCCUCUGCUGAUGACCUCUACGAUGACCCCUGCUUCAGCACCAGCGACAUGAACUUUUUUGACGACCUGGACUCCCGGCUGAUGCACGCUGGCCUGCUGAAGUCAGAUGACCAUGUUCAUCACCAUCACCACCAUCACGUUCCCGUAGCAGAGGAGGAGGAGGAGGAGCAUGUGAGGGCUCCCGGGGGCCCCCACCAGACGGGACACUGCCUGCUUUGGGCCUGUAAGGCCUGCAAGAGGAAAACGUCACACGAAGACCGGAGGAAAGCGGCAACCAUGCGGGAAAGGCGGCGGCUCGGAAAGGUCAACGAUGCCUUUGAGACCCUGAAGCGCUGCACGGCGUCCAGUCCAAACCAGCGGCUGCCCAAAGUGGACAUCCUGCGCAACGCCAUCAGCUACAUCGAGUCCCUGCAGUCGAUGCUGAGGACUGGCCGGGACGACAGCUUCUACCCACCACUGGAGCACUACAGCGGGGAUUCAGACGCCUCCAGCCCCCGUUCCAACUGUUCCGAUGGCAUGACGGAUUUCAUCUCUCCGUGUUCAACCAGAAGUGAGAACAGUGACGGUUCCUACCGCAGCCACACAGUCGAUUCCAGGAGAAGUAAACCAUCGCUAAUUUCUAGUUUGGACUGUUUGUCCAGCAUCGUACAGCGGAUCAGCACAGAUCCAGCUGUGGCCCCCCCAGGCGACAGCGUGGUCCCCCGGGGCCCUGAAUCGCCUCAGAACAGCCCUGCAGGCUCCAGUUCCUCUGCUGAACCCAACAGCAUCUAUGAGCCGAUCUGAACCUGAGGGAGCCGAGCACUCAUCUUCCACAAAAAGCCAAGACAAGCUUUUCAAAAACUUUUUUUUCCCGGAAUCUAAGUUUAUUCAGUGUUUAUCCUCCUGAACACAUUGAAGACUGCUGCUGAGUUCCAUAUCAACAGGAAACAUUAUAUUUUCCUCACUUAUUUCUGCUGCAGAAAUGAUAACCAAGGACCAUUAUGUACAUCUGUAAAUAAGAGCUGUUUGUUCCGAGUACACACACACACACACACACACACACACACACACACACACACACACACACACACACACACAUGGGAUGCUGCGAUUGUUGUGUCAUGUUUCCAUGUAUUAUUUAUGAUUGAAUGGCAUUUUAAUAAAGAAAUAUUUAUAUUUGAUAAAAUCUUUCAACGAAUUUACUCUAACAUUUCAUUAAUAUAACCUCUAUUAUAAAUCUAUAUAAAGUGAAAUGUUUCAUUGUCCUAAAGAAACAACUGCUGGUAUUUUGAGCUUCAUGUAUAUUUAAGUCUUCGACGUCUUCUCUUUCUCGGUUCCAAACAUGCUUUGCCGCUGAAUUUGAUUUCAGUUCAAUAUUGACUCUUCUUUUAGCUCUGUUUCUGUUCUCUGGCUUUAGUCGCUAACUUUAUCAGUCAUUUGGUGGGUUUAUGAGAAUUCUUCCACUGAAAACAACACUGAUGAGAGCACCACAAACUAAACCAAAACACUAAAGUUGCCAAAAACCAAAACAAAGUGCUCAAAGACACUUAAACGCUUCAUAGACCUGAGGGGAAAUGUUGAGUCCGAUGAUAAUCCUCUGUCAGCUCGUCUUUAUGAUUUGAUACUUUGUUAAUAUAAAGAUAUUGAUUAUAUUAGCUUUACAGAAUUAUAACUGAAAUUGUAUAAGUGAUUGUGAGGUCAGUAAAAGAAGAAUAAAAAGUGCUGUUAAUCUCUCAUUGGGGAAAUACAGUUUUAAAAUGUAC